This is a messenger RNA of Solanum dulcamara, 2752 nucleotides long. RefSeq lists its product as uncharacterized. Lineage: Eukaryota; Viridiplantae; Streptophyta; Magnoliopsida; Solanales; Solanaceae. Gene Ontology annotation, molecular function: nucleic acid binding; zinc ion binding. The record is from RefSeq and is a predicted model, not a curated record. The coding region runs from base 154 to 2187 and encodes 677 amino acids. The transcript has 4 exons.
GGACGAUUUAGGCAUUUUUUCUCUCAGGGGUCGUCUGUUUUCUUGAUUAGGAUUCCGGAAUUUGAACAGAUUUUCUGAAUCCGAAAUAAUUUUCACGUGUUUCUGGGUUGAUAGAUAAGAAUCAUAACCGCCGCAAAUAAACCCUAAAGCUCCAUGGAUUCAUCUCAGCAAAACCAAUAUCCUUAUUAUCCUGCAUCACAGCAACCCUAUAAUCCAUCUCGUUUUCAAGCCUAUGAUCGUCAAUCCUAUUAUCAAUACAAUCAAGACCCAAAUCAACGACAACAGCAGCAGCAGAUGUAUAAUCAUCAACAACAGCAGCAGCAGUAUCAUCAUCAACAGCCCCAACAACAAUUUUCAUCGUAUUACCCUCCUAAUUAUUCAAGUUCAUAUCCACCACAACACCCACAAACCCAUCAACAAUGGAAUCCUCAAGAACCCCCAAUUCAUCCACCGGGGGUUUCAAUUCAACCCUCACAUGGGCAACCUCACUUUCAGUUACCGAAUCAGCAGAAUGGUUAUCACUUGCCCCAAAGGACAGACGGGGUUGGGCUAGGGAUGAACCCUGUGGCAGCGUUGGCACAGUUGAACCAGUUAGCUGGUUCUGUGGGUUCAGCGGAAAGGCCGACGGCUGGAUUGCACGGUCAGAGUUGGUACCCUCAGACACAAGGGUUCGGACCCGUGAUUGGAGGGCCGGGUACCUAUACGGGUCCGGGUCUGGGAUCUGGUGCAUUUCCUGGAAAUGGGGCGGGCCCAUCUGGAUUGCGUUCUCAUGUAAGUCGUCUCUGUCAAGCUGGUAAAUCAUUAGAUAAGGGUGGUGGUAGAAGCAGGGGUGGUGAUAGAAGGAGGGGUGGUGGUCCGAGCAAGGGUGGUGAUAGAAGGAGGGGUGGUGGUCAGAGCAAAGGUGGUGAUAGGAGGAGGGGUGAUGGUCAGAGCAAAGGUGGUGAUAGAAGGAGGGGUGAUGGUCAGAGCAAAGGUGGUGAUAGAAGGAGGGGUGGUGGUCAGAGCAAAGGUGGUGGUAGGGGUAAAGUUAGCAAUUCUGCUCGAGUUGGUAGGUGUGAUCUGUGCAAUGUUGAUUGCGGUUGUUUGGGCAUCCUUAAGAUGCACUUGAAUGGAAAGCGGCACAAAAGGAACUUGGAAAAAUUGGAAGCAAAUGAAAACAGAACUGUUGGCGAUUUCGAGAAUGUGCAGAAACCUUCUGGUGACUUAAAACCAGGAACAGCCAUGAAGCCUGAUAACUUGCUUGUGGAAGAAGAGACUAAGCAGAAUCCACCACAAAAUAUUCCUUUAACAGCCAUGAAGCCUGAUAACUUGCUUGUGGAAGAAGAGACUAAGCAGAAUCCACCAGAAAAUAUUCCUUUAACAGUCAUGAAGCCUGAUGACUUGCUUGUGGAAGAAGAGACUAAGCAGAAUCCACCACAAAAUAUUCCGUUAACAGCCAUGAAACCUGAUAACUUGCUUGUGGAAGAAGAGACUAAGCAGAAUCCACCACAAAAUAUUCCUUUAACAGCCAUGAAGCCUGAUAGCUUACUUGUGGAAGAAGAGACUAAGCAGAAUCCACCACAAAAUAUUCCUUCAACAGCCAUGAAGCCUGAUGACUUGCUUGUGAAAGAAGAGACUAAGCAGAAUCCACCACAAAAUAUUCCUUUAGACACUGUAUCUUCCGAAAAUAAAUUAGAAACUGAACAGAAAAUCAAUAAUGCACAACAAGCUGAUCCACCUAAAGAUGCAAGUCUCGAUUUGCUGGAAAAGAAGCCCAUGAUGAAUCAAUCUGGAUAUCAGAGGUCCGGUGUGAAACGCAAGGCGUUAGUUGGUGGAAGGAAGAAAAAGAAAGUUUCUAAAGCGAAGAGGCUGGCGAUUGAACCUUCCAAUUCUAAGGUUGUAAUUCCUUUGAUGUGUGACCUGUGCAAUGUGCAAUGUGAUACACGGGAGAUUCUGAGACAACAUCUUUUGGGUAGACAGCACAUUUCAGCCCUCAAGUGUGUUGAAGGUCACCACCCUAUAUAUGGACAAGCAGGACUUCAAGCGAUUUAUCCUCCUAAUCCCGUCACAAAUUCCCUAUAUUCACUGGGUGCUCAACAAGUUUUGAAUGGUGCACAAGCUUCAGAUCCCAUUGCUGGUGCAUCUCUUCUUCCUCAGAAUGAAAAUGCUGCUGUGCCUUCUGGAACAGGAGUCAGUGGUUUGAAUUGAUAGGGAAGAAAGGUUAGCAGCAGGUGAAGACGGUCUAUUGGCAGUUGACGUUGUUGGCUUCCUACAUUAAAAUCCACCUCUGACGAGGUGGUGAAAAGUACAUCUAUGGCUCAGUGUUAGGCGCGAGCUUUAGCUUAUUUUCUUCUCCCCCUUUCACCCACAGGGAUGGUUCAGAAAGUUACUUUGUUAAGCCUGCUGGUAAUUUUAUGCGAACAAGUUCAAAAGUAAUUUUCCCCAGUCUCAAGUCUGAAAACAUAAUACUUACUGUUAUUGUCUAGCUCCUUGGUAGUGAAAAUGCUAAGAGAAGAAUUAAGGUGCAGUUUGACGUUUAGAUUUCAUUUGGCUGUUAUUAAUAGAAGUACACAAAAAAAUAGUUAAACAUUUUUGUGUACUAAGAAGAAGGAAUAUAAUUGUUAAACAUUUUAACAAAUUUCUUUUAGAAAGAGUGUGAAUGUAAAAUGUCGAACACCGGCCGUCUUUCUCCGUGAAGUUAUGACAAUAACUUCGCACGAAGUUACGACCAUAAUUGAUAGAUACUACUUAAAUAUAUUUUUCUUCUCUUUUA